CCUGUCCGUCAGUCUGUCUGUGUGUCCCGUAGCUGUCCCAACAUCUGUUGUUAUCCCCCCCCACACACACUCACUCACUCACACACACACACACACACAGAGAGAGAGAGUCAGUGGCUGGGCCGUUGAGCAGAGGAACACCAGGCUCGGCUUCACUCGCUGUGGAGGAAUCUUUGCUCGGUAUGAUCGCAGCACGAACGCGGCUAUAACACGGUGAACGGCAGACGAUGGCUUCGGUGCGGAUGGUCGGUAAAGUUACGGCGAGACUUUGUGGAAGUCUUCAGCCUCUUCGCCGCGGUUUCCCCGCCACCGCUCGUCCCGCGACGUCUCUACACCAGGUUCAGCAGAGGUUGCCCCUACUUGGAAACUGCCAAGCACUUUUCUACGCUACACUCCCGCCCUCCAGUGCAGACGUGUUUCUGAAGUUCAAAUAUGGCCGCCUGGUCCUGGAAGUCCCGCUGCCGUCUCGGAAUGAGAAGUGCGUGUUCUUCCUCCGGCCGAUGCUGAUGAGCGUCGGAGACCUGAUCGCAGAUCUGCAGAAAGAGGAUCCCGGAGCCACUGCUUCUGUGUUCUCCAAGGACGGAGAGCGCGUCGCCAGCACCACGCUCAUCGACGCUCUGCUGGACAAGGACUUUCAGCUGGUCAUCAACGAUACCGUCUAUGACGUUCAGCCGCCGGAGACGGCGUGCACGUCCAGUGAGCACGUCAUGGAGCUGGAGGACAUGAAGCAUGUGGUGCAUCUGCUGCACACGGCGUUGCACACGCCUGAAUAUCACAUGCUGAAGGAGCGGGAGCUGCUGGAGAAACUGGACAACCUCAAACAAGAACUAUCGCCACUAGAGAAGAUGAAGGCACAGCUGUCACGUACAGCAGAGUUCAAAACCUCCAGGGUUCUCUGGGCUGGCAUGGCCCUGUUAUCGGUGCAGGGAGGUGCUCUGGCCUGGCUCACCUGGUGGGUCUACUCGUGGGAUGUAAUGGAGCCCGUUACAUACUUCAUCACCUACGCCACCAGCAUAGGAGCCUUCUCCUACUAUGUCCUUACGAAACAGGAUUAUGUUUACCCGGAGGCGAAAGACAGACAGUUCCUGCAUUACAUGUAUAAGGGGGCCAGCAAGAAAAAGUUCAGUGUGAAACGAUACAACGAACUGAAGGAUCAACUGGCUCAGGUGGAGGACGACCUGAGACGUCUGAAAUACCCGACUCAAAUGCAGCUGCCGCUCGAGCAGAUCCAGCUAAAGCCAUGAACACUGACGCCGAGCCCCAAAGAGUCGUCGCCCACACUUUCCACUCGAAGGAGCAAAAAAAAAACGAGUCCUGCUUUAUUUUGAUAACGGCCCAUUUUUACAAGGAAUCCAUAUCACUCCGUCUUCUAUUUAGUAUGUUGAGAAUGUUGCCAAUGACACGCAUAUAUCUUAAAUACAAACACCAUGGACUGUUCAAAUCAAAAGUAUUGAUCUGCAUGACAUGUAGAUAACAUUAACCCUGUGUUAUUUUCAUUUGAGAGGAUGGAGAUUUGCAAAUAUAUUGUUGCACACAAGUGAAAUAAAACCAGAUUAUACACUU
This is a messenger RNA of Solea senegalensis (Senegalese sole), 1563 nucleotides long. Its product is annotated as calcium uniporter protein, mitochondrial-like. Gene Ontology annotation, biological process: mitochondrial calcium ion homeostasis; calcium import into the mitochondrion. The coding region runs from base 228 to 1244 and encodes 338 amino acids. The record is from RefSeq and is a predicted model, not a curated record. NCBI's taxonomy places the organism in Eukaryota, Metazoa, Chordata, Actinopteri, Pleuronectiformes, Soleidae. The transcript is spliced from 8 exons. Gene Ontology annotation, molecular function: calcium channel inhibitor activity. Gene Ontology annotation, cellular component: uniplex complex; mitochondrial inner membrane.